CAACCGAUCAACACAGCAUUGUCGAUCGACAGUCCUAGUACUUCAAACUACGGUCUUUCGAUUACGAUUUAGUGCGUUUAUCUGAGUCUUAGUGGUCUCGUGUUUCACGUUUCUAGAAGACAACGAAGUCGUUCAACACACCAAGAAAAAUGAAUUCCGGUCUAUUCUUAUUCGCAGCAGCGGUCGUCGCGGUCGUCAGUGGAAGCGCCGUGUACCCAAUCCCAGUGCACCACGCACCGGCCACCACCCAAUAUCACUCCCAAGAUGAAUUAGGCCAGUACGCGUACGGUUACUCCGGUGGCCCGUCGUCCAAGCACGAACAGCGCACCGCGGACGGCGUGACCAGCGGCGGUUACUCGUACGUUGACGCCAACGGCCUGGUCCAGUCCCUGGCCUACGUGUCCGACCCGGUCAACGGUUUCCGUGUGAGCGGAACCAAUCUGCCCGCAGACUCCAACACCGCCCACCACGCCGCUUUGCCGGUCGUCCACCACGCCGAAGUGCCAUCACCAUACUACUUGGCCGCUGCCCCAGCACCACUCCCGGUCGCCACUUCCUACUCCAGCGUCGUCCACCACCACGCAGCCGCCGAGCCGAUCGUCGUCAAGAGCCCGUCGUACUUCGUGCCCGCCGCUCACCCACUGAUCAAGCUCGCCCAGCCGCUCACCCCAGCCAGCACUUCCAACGUCCACUACCCAGAGCACGCCGUCCUCCUGGCCGCCCGUAAGAAGCGUAGCGCUGGACUCUACCCCACACUGGUUUCCGGUUACUCCGCCGCCCCCGCACACAUCGUCACCGUCAAGCACACCGAAUUCGCCGCUCCACCAGCGCCAGUCGUCCACCACUUGGCCGCCCCAUCCCCGUACUACCUGGCCGCCCCAGCACCAGCUCCGGUCGCCACUUCCUACACCAGCGUAACCCGACACCACGAACCAGCAGUUGCUCCAGUGCUCGCUUACGCCGCCCCAGCCCCACACGUCUACGCCGCACCAGCCCCACACGCCGUGUACCCCGCACCGGCCCCACAUGCCGUCUACGCCGCACCGACCCCACACACAGUCUACGCCGCACCGGCACUCGCCGCGACCGUAGCAGUAGCCCCGGUCAAGAGCCAGUUCCACGCACAAGACGAACACGGUCAGUACACUUACGGUUACACCGACGGUGCAUCCGCCAAGACCGAGACCCGUUACGCUGACGGCGAGACCAAAGGAAGCUACUCGUACGUGGACGAUCACGGUGCAGUCCAGGCUGUCCACUACUCCGCCGGCGCUGAAGGUUUCAAAGCCGCAGGAACCAACAUUCCAGUCCACCACGUCUUAUUCGCAGCAGCAGUCGUCGCGGUCGUCAGUGGAAGCGCCGUGUACCCAAUCCCAGUGCACCACGCACCAGCCACCACCCAAUAUCACUCCCAAGAUGAAUUAGGCCAGUACGCGUACGGUUACUCCGGUGGCCCGUCGUCCAAGCACGAACAGCGCACCGCGGACGGCGUGACCAGCGGCGGUUACUCGUACGUUGACGCCAACGGCCUGGUCCAGUCCCUGGCCUACGUGUCCGACCCGGUCAACGGUUUCCGUGUGAGCGGAACCAAUCUGCCCGCAGACUCCAACACCGCACACCACGCCGCUUUGCCGGUCGUCCACCACGCCGAAGUGCCAUCACCAUACUACUUGGCCGCUGCCCCAGCACCACUUCCGGUCGCCACUUCCUACUCCAGCGUCGUCCACCACCACGCAGCCGCCGAGCCGAUCGUCGUCAAGAGCCCGUCGUACUACGUGCCCGCCGCUCACCCACUGAUCAAGCUCGCCCAGCCGCUCACCCCAGCCAGCACUUCCAACGUCCACUACCCAGAGCACGCCGUCCUCCUGGCCGCCCGUAAGAAGCGUAGCGCUGGACUCUACCCCACACUGGUUUCCGGUUACUCCGCCGCCCCCGCACACAUCGUCACCGUCAAGCACACCGAAUUCGCCGCUCCACCAGCGCCAGUCGUCCACCACUUGGCCGCCCCAUCCCCGUACUACCUGGCCGCCGCCCCAGCGCCCGCUCCGGUCGCCUCUUCCUACACCAGCGUCGUCCACCACCCAGAACCAGCCGUGGCCCCAGUGGUCCCUUACGCUGCCCCAGCCCCACACGUCUACGCCGCCCCAGCCCCACAUGCUGUCUACGCUGCACCGGCCCCACACACCGUCUACGCUGCACCGGCCCCACACACAGUCUACGCUGCACCGGCCGCACACACCGUGUACGCCGCACCAGCACUCGCCCCGACUGUAGCAGUUGCCCCGGUAAAGAGCCAGUUCCACGCACAAGACGAACACGGUCAGUACACUUACGGUUACACCGACGGUGCAUCCGCCAAGACUGAGACCCGUUACGCUGACGGCGAGACCAAAGGAAGCUACUCGUACGUGGACGAUCACGGUGAAGUCCAGGCCGUCCACUACUCCGCCGGCGCUGAAGGUUUUCAAAGCCGCAGGAACCAACAUUCCCGUUCACCACGUCUAAUGAUCUGAAAACGCCGCCCGCCCCCACGCUGAUCGAGUAACAUCUUGUAUACUCUAUUGUAUAGUCCUCCUUUCUUUCUCUAUACAUAUUAUAAAUAUAUAAAUAAUAUCAAUUUUA
This is a messenger RNA of Metopolophium dirhodum (rose-grain aphid), 2622 nucleotides long. Its product is annotated as calphotin-like. The transcript is spliced from 3 exons. Gene Ontology annotation, molecular function: structural constituent of chitin-based larval cuticle. Lineage: Eukaryota; Metazoa; Arthropoda; Insecta; Hemiptera; Aphididae. The record is from RefSeq and is a predicted model, not a curated record. Bases 150 to 2513 code for a protein of 787 amino acids. Gene Ontology annotation, cellular component: chitin-based extracellular matrix.